AUCGCAUCUCACAUCUAAGCGAUCAAGAACCAUCUUGCAUCUGCUCCAGGCCACAUUGCAAUUUGCAACCGAAACUAGCUGCUGAGAAUUUGCAAUGGCGUCUUGCUAUGCUCUGAGGCUGGCCGCCACCUGCAUGCUGCUCCUGUGCGUCGGAUCAUCGGACCUGCUGGCGCGGCCGGCCCUCGCGUCGUCGCCGCCGCCGCCGUCGCGGGAUGACCAGGAGCAGGCCGCCGUAGCCGGCGAGCUGCUGCUGCGGGAGCUCGUGGAGCACGACGUCGCCGAGGAGCUGGGCCUCCUGGAGGGGCAGCACGGCGACGGCAAUGUGGGCGAUAUCUGCCCGUCGUCGUGCCAGACCUGCCUUGUCGUGUGCGCGGCAACGUGCGUGCUCAGCAAGGUGCCCAUCGCCUGCUUUGCCAACUGCACCGUGUCGAGCUCCUGCUUCGGCAAGACUGUGAUGCGUGAUGUCCUUGUCCUUGGUUCUCACCGAUCACCGUGAUGCGUGAUGUCUGCUUAUCUGGCGCUUGAUCAGUUGGUCUCCGUGUGUGUGGGGGUGUGUGUUGUAUGCCUGUAUGUGUCAUUUCAAGUCUCAAAAAUAAGGGCCUCGGCGGCAGCAUGGAGGGACCUACACAUGUAUCAGUUCAUCAGCAGUGUAACACUGCCGGGGCAUACAUGGCUAAACUAAAAGAGUCUUUUUCAAUGUGAAAUC
This is a messenger RNA of Setaria italica (foxtail millet), 706 nucleotides long. RefSeq lists its product as uncharacterized. The record is from RefSeq and is a predicted model, not a curated record. The transcript has a single exon. The coding region runs from base 95 to 496 and encodes 133 amino acids. NCBI's taxonomy places the organism in Eukaryota, Viridiplantae, Streptophyta, Magnoliopsida, Poales, Poaceae.